This is a messenger RNA of Pogona vitticeps (central bearded dragon), 2026 nucleotides long. NCBI's taxonomy places the organism in Eukaryota, Metazoa, Chordata, Lepidosauria, Squamata, Agamidae. The record is from RefSeq and is a predicted model, not a curated record.
CCUAUCUACAGCUGCUGUCUCCUGAUUGGCUGUCUUUUGAGUCAUAAACGGAUACUCUGAGAAAUAACAGAAAGGCUUCCAGGAGGCCACAUCACAGCAGACUCCAAGGAGCUGGUACUUUGGCUAAAGCUGGCUGGUGGUAGCAGUUGCACCGAGAACAGCACUCUUAUAUAACAAUUCCUUCUUCAUUGUGCAGAGUGGGGCUGUUUCACAAUUGGUCUGGCUCUGGCAGCCCCAGAACAAGGGAGCAGCAAAGAUGCUGUUGCCAACACUGAUCUGGUGGGGGUUAUGGUGCCUGACAGCUCUGAAGCAGGGGGGCACUGCAUCUGCUGCCUUCCUCCCUCUCAGUGUGGAGAGACUCUUCCAGGACUUUAGAAAUAUCAUUGAGGAAAGCCGUGAAACACUAGGGACAGACAGAUUCGAAACCUCCGUGGAUAUCAGCAAGCUGCCUGCAAACUACCACAAUGAGGAGAAGCAGCACCGGAAAGUUGGGAAUGCCACUGUGUACAGCCAUCGUGAAAUCCAUAAAGUAACUGAUAAUCAUACUGGUGAUAUGAUGUUUUCAGAGAAGACAGUGACCUCUAUUGAACAGGAAGAUGCUCAUCCAGCUGAGAAGGAGAAAAAGCAAGAGGCUAGUCAGGAAGCAAAAAGUCUUGAAGCAGACAGACCAACCCCCGGGCUUAGGUUCUUCAAGCUGGGUCUUCCACAGCCUAGACCUAGGCUAUCUUUUCUGAUCAUUCGUCUCCCUCAUCACACUAGGAGCGAGGAGCAGAACCCAGAACCCAACUGGUUAAAGGAAGAGCCAGUCAGUGACAGGAGGCACAGACUGUUGGCCAUUCGGAAUGGGCUUUUGGCAGCCCCUCGUCCUAUCAAGAAGAAGGUUCUGUUUGUCACCCCGAAUCGGUCCAUCAUCCCACGAAAGCGUCACUUCUUCUUUUUCUGGCGGAAGAUCACAUGCCAAGAUGACAAGGAAUGCUGUCUGGGUUACCUUUGUGUGUGGGGCCAGUGUAGAGAAGGGGUGAGCCGUGGUGAAAGUGGAACAAGAUGUGACCCACACCGAGAAGAAUGUGCUCAGGGGCUGUGUUGUGCCACCAGUGACUCUCUCCUGUCCCCACUCUGUACUCCAUAUCCCAAAGAAGGGGAACCAUGUCAGAUUCCCAGAAAAACCCUCCUUGGCUUGAUGGGCUGGAACAACCUGGAAGCAUUUGCCAAGCCUAAACAUUACUGUCCAUGUGCCCAAGGGCUGAUGUGCAGAACUGAAAGAUAUGUAGUGGUAUCAACAUGUGAGAAGCCAGACAACAGUGCUGAUAUUAGCAGUCUAGGUCAACAGCGGUCUUUGUUCCAGCCAAUCCUGUUGCGUCAGGAAAAAGAAGAUGCUUACUAUGAUGAUUCUGCACAAGAUGAUCAAUUUGCAAUAGUGAACCUGCCCAGAGACCCUUAUUCCAUGGACAAGAUUGACCAAUCUAAGGAUCUGAGUGAAAAAUAUGACAAAAACAGCCAGUUCCCGGGGGAGAAAGAGAUGGCAAAUUCCAUCCAACCAGAUUUCCAGGAACUCAAACAAUUAGCCAGCGAGAUGGGGCAGUACUUUGGAACAAACUUUUACUAAUUACAUUUGCUUUUUGUCCUUGUUUUCCACAGCCUAUUCCUCCUCACCUGCAAGCCCAUCACCAUGUCUUCUCUUUUCCUUCCUUAUAAUCCACCCAUUUCUGGAUGCUACACAGCCAACAAAACUUAAGCCUGUUAAUCACAGUUGUACAAACAUUCUGUUUAUACUGGAAACAUCUCUUUUAUUCUGUACAGAUGUGGAUUGUACGGAUCAUGUUUCCCAAAGUAUAUUCCAAUACAUCUCUGUACUGGUUUUGAAAAUUGUAUACUUAUGGCCCAGUGCUAAUAGAUUAAUUCAGUUGAAAUAGCUAAACUACCAUUUAAGACCGAAGUGGUAGAAAAUCAGAAAUUUGAUCCCCCCCCCCCGAUACUAUAGUACACAUUAUGAAUGACAAGAUAUUAUUUAUGUGAAUUAUACAAU